AUGAGAAUUCCACUCCUUUCAAGGCUUCUCCCGAUAUUCAUAUGCUCACUUACCCUCAUCUUUGCCGUGUCUGGUCAAUGUCUUCGCGAUCAGCGCUCCUAUUUGCUCGAAUUGAAGAAUAGCUUCUUUUUCGGAACUGAUUUUUCCAAUAAAGUGCUGCCUUGGAAUGAAAGUGUUGAUUGCUGUUCGUGGGAAGGAGUAACCUGCAGCGAGGGACGUGUUGUCGGUCUCAACCUCGACAACCAACCAAUCUAUGGUAAACUUGACAGUUCAAGUAGCCUUUUCCGUCUUCAUUAUCUACAGCACCUGAGUUUGGCUUAUAACGACUUCCGUGAUUCUUGUAUUCCACCAGAAUUCGGAAAUCUGACAAAUUUGAUUUAUUUGAAUUUGUCACGCACUAGCUUUACUGGGCAGAUUCCCAUUGAGAUUUCGCGCCUCACAAGGUUAGUUACUCUCGAUUUAUCUGACAUUUCUAAUGAAGAAUAUCAGAACCUGGAGGGCCCAAAUUUAGUUACGCUAGUUCAGAACCUUACGCGCCUUACGGAACUUUAUCUUGAUUUUGUAAAAAUAUCAUCGCAAGGGAAUGAUUGGUGUCAGGCCUUAUCAUCUUCGCUGCCAAAUCUAAGAGUGUUGAGCAUGUCAUGUUGUGAUCUUCGGGGGCCUCUUGAUUCCUCCUUACGGAAGCUUCAGUCUCUAUCCAUAGUUAAUCUCUGGGGUAACGAUUUUUCUGCUCCAAUUCCAGAAUUUUUUGCAGAUUUUAGAAAUUUGACUUUCUUCGAUCUCAGUUAUUGUGGAUUGAAUGGGCAAUUUCCAAAGAAGAUCUUCCAGGUUCCAACACUGCAGACGGUAGACUUAUCAAGUAAUGAACUACUUCAAGGUUCUUUGCCAGAAUUUUAUCCAAAUGGUUCUCUUCAGUCACUGCAGCUUAGCGGUUCAAAAUUUUCAGGGACACUUCCUGAUUCUAUUGGCAACCUUAAAAGGUUAUCUGAAAUAUAUCUUACAGGGUGCAAUUUCAAUGGAUCAAUCCCAAACUCCUUGUCAAACCUUACUCCAUUGGUUUAUUUGGACAUGUCAUCAAAUUACUUCACCGGAUCAAUUCCAAACUCCUUGUCAAACCUUACUCAAUUGGUUUAUUUGGACAUGUCAUCAAAUUACUUCACCGGAUCAAUUCCAUCAUUCAGCAUGGCAAAGAACCUGAUCAUGAUAAAUCUUUCUUAUAAUCAUUUGACAGGUCAGAUUACUGAAGGGAGUAUUCCAGCAUCUCUUUUUUCCCUUCCAUCAUUGCGAACAUUGCUUGUUGGCAACAACCAUUUUUCUGGUCAACUCCAUGAAUUUUCAAAUGUUUCUUCCUUCCUGCUGGAAGAACUUGAUUUGAGCAGCAACAACUUGGAAGGGCCAAUUCCCAUGUCUAUCUUUGAACUCCAAGGUCUUCAAGACCUAACACUUUCUUCAAACAACUUUAAUGGCUCUUUACAGCUUAAUGUGAUUCAGCAGUUGAGAAAUCUUACCUAUCUGGAUCUUUCCAAUAACAACUUGUUGAUUGAAUACAAUGGAACUAAUUCCUCACUAUCCUCCUUUCCCCAAAUUAUGAGAUUGAAUUUGGCUUCUAACAAGUUGAAAACAUUUCCUGAAUUCUUGAGACACCAAGCCAAUUUAGAACGUCUAGACCUUUCAGAUAACCAAAUACAUGGGGAGAUACCCAACUGGUUUUGGAAAAUUCCUAUGCCUUUUUAUGUAAAUCUCUCAUGUAACUACCUUGAGGGACCUUUACACAAUCUUUCUUCAACAAAUUUCCUAGACCUUAGCUCCAACCAACUCCAGGGACAACUCCAAACUCCCCUUCCGUAUUGUUAUUAUCUAGACUUGUCAAGGAAUAAUUUCUACUCUGUUCUACCAGAGCUAGACAUUGAAUGGAGUAUCAACUCUGUUAGUGCUUUCUUAUCUCUUUCGAGCAAUAAAUUCCAUGGGCAAAUCCCUGAAUCAAUAUGCAAUGCUGCAGCUCUUGGAGUUCUAGAUCUGUCUAAUAAUUCCAUAAAUGGAACAAUUCCCCAAUGCUUGUUGUCUUCAACGAGUAAUACUUUAAAGGUUCUGAAUCUAAGGAGAAACAAACUCACUGGAAAAAUCUCUGAUACAUUUCCAAGCAAUUGUAGCUUACAAACUCUGAAUGUCAACACAAACCUACUAGAAGGAGUGGUACCAAAGUCUCUCGCCAAUUGCACAAAUUUGGAGGUAUUGGACAUUGGGAACAACAAGAUACAUGAUUCCUUCCCUUGUCACUUGAAGGGCAUGUCUAAUUUGCAUGUCCUAGUCUUGCAUUCGAACAAAUUUUAUGGAUCUGUUGGUUGUGGAGGGUCAAAUGUUACUUGGCCGAUUCUUCAAAUUGUAGACCUAGCCUCUAACAACUUUAGUGGUAGGCUAUCAAUAAAAUCCUUGGCUAACUCAAAGUUAAUGAUGGCUGAUAAUGAGGCUCAAUCAGGGCUCAAUUACCUCCAAUUUGAUCCUAGAGAAUACGUUGAAGGUAGUUAUUAUUAUCAAGAUGUAAUAACAGUUACCAUUAAAGGUCAGAUAAUUGAGUCGGUGAAGAUUCUUACUAUUUUCACUUCAAUUGACCUUUCAAGCAACAAUUUUGAAGGGCCAAUACCAGAAGAAAUAGGAGUACUCAAAUCCUUGCAUAUUCUCAACUUGUCGCACAAUUGUUUCACAGGCCGAAUCCCACUGUCUCUGGGAAAUUUAAGUCAACUUGAGUCACUAGACUUAUCAAGCAACAAGCUUAGUGGUGAGAUCCCUGUGCAACUUGCAGAUAGUCUUACUUUCCUUGCAGUCUUAAACCUUUCAUUCAAUCAAUUAGUUGGGCCAAUUCCAUACAUCAAGCAAUUUGCAACAUUUUCGGAAACUUCCUACGAAGGGAACAAAGGACUAUAUGGGUGUCCUUUGAAGAGAAACUGCACAUCUGCAGAGCCACGAUCACCACCUCCAACAUUUGAAGAUAGUAACUCAAAUUCUCGGCCCUUGAUUGACUGGAAUUUCCUAAGUGUAGAGCUGGGAUUUGUUUUUGGCUUUGGGAUGGUCAUUUGGCCGAUUAUGUUUUGUAAGAGGUGGAGGAUUCGGUAUUGUAAACACGUUGAUGACAUUUUAUUCAGAAUCUUCCCACAGCUGUACCUUGGAGGAAAACAAUACCGUGGAAUUCGAGCACAUGGGAAUGCGGGGCUGAGGCAUUAG
Messenger RNA from Quercus lobata, 3219 nucleotides. Its product is annotated as receptor-like protein 7. Gene Ontology annotation, molecular function: protein binding. Bases 1 to 3219 code for a protein of 1072 amino acids. Lineage: Eukaryota; Viridiplantae; Streptophyta; Magnoliopsida; Fagales; Fagaceae. The record is from RefSeq and is a predicted model, not a curated record. The transcript has a single exon.